This is a messenger RNA of Aureococcus anophagefferens, 2529 nucleotides long. RefSeq lists its product as hypothetical. Bases 1 to 2529 code for a protein of 842 amino acids. The record is from RefSeq and is a predicted model, not a curated record. Gene Ontology annotation, molecular function: monoatomic ion channel activity. Gene Ontology annotation, cellular component: membrane. The transcript has a single exon. Lineage: Eukaryota; Pelagophyceae; Pelagomonadales; Pelagomonadaceae. Gene Ontology annotation, biological process: transmembrane transport; monoatomic ion transport.
AUGGCCGACGACGAGGAGAGCGCGGCGCCGCUCGUCCGCGGCGACGAGCCCGACUACGCGGACGUGCCCGAGGAGCUCGCGCUCCGGAGCGGCGAGGGCCUCCUGCCCGCGCCGGCGCUGAGCGUGAACGUGAACGUCAACGUCAACGACCGGUCCGCGUCCGUGUCCGUGUCCGCGGGCGUCGGCUCGGCGUCCUCCGAGCCGUCGAGCCCGCCGGCCGUCGAGCUGGCCCCGCUGCCGCCCGUGCCCGCGGUCCAGUUCCACCCCGAGGCCAAGGACGAGCACCCGCGGCCGACGCCGCCGCCGUCCGCGCUGUCCGAGGAGGACCACCCGUCCGCGCGGUCGUCGCAGCACAAGCGGCGGAGCAGCCUCCAGCGCAUGAUGAGCUCGGGCAGCCCGCGGAAGAAGAUGUCCCUCGCGGACCUCAUGGGCCCCGUCGACGAGCCCGACGACGACGACGGCGGCGACGACCUCGACGACCGGCGCGACGACGUCUUCCCCUACCACCUGGCGCCCUACGGCGUCAUGAACCCGCUCCUCGACUGGCGUUUGGGCUGGGACAUCUUCAUGAUGGUGCUCAUCUUCUUCGUCAUGAUCGUCACGCCCUUCGAGCUCGCGUACGUGUCCGGCGGGCCCUUCAAGUCGAACUUCGACCGCGACACGUUCCGGAAGGGCUACGUGAUCCCCAACAAGCACACGGGCCUCUGGUUCUCGAACAUGAUCGUGAACUUCGGGUUCAUCAUCGACAUCUCCUUCAACUUCUCCACGGCCGUCUACGACGAGAAGCGGAACGAGUGGGUGCUGUCGUACGGCGGCAUCGCGUGGCUCUACGCCAAGUCCUGGCUCCUGCUCGACGUGGGGUCCAUCCUGCCGCUGGAGUACUUCUUCGCCGAGGCGAAGAUCGUGCGGCUCCUGCGCCUCUUCCGCCUCUUCAAGCUCGCCAAGGUGCUCAAGAGCCAGAAGCUCGUGGGCAACGUCGCGAAGCACGUCGACAUGUCGACGAAGAUGCAGACCAUCAUCACCUACUGCAUCUUCCUGCUGUUCAUGAUCCACUGGUCCGCCUGCGCGCUGCGCCUCGUGACGGACUACAACCUGGGGGACUGCGAGAUGGCCGCGGGCCAGUACUCGGACUGCCCGAAGACGGUGCUCACGGAGACGGGCAACUGGGGCGAGGGCAUCUGGGCCGUCUACGUCGAGGCCUGCAUCUGGGCGCUCAUCGCGCUCAACGGCGAGGCGGACACGAUCACGCACGCCGAGUGCGUCCUCGGGCUCAUCAUCAUGCUCAUGGGCGUCAUCAUCCUCGCGUUCCUCAUCGGCGACAUGUCGAACAUCAUGUCGAACCUGGACCCCGUCGCGAACGAGUUCAAGCAGACGCUGGACAACCUGAACGACUACAUGGCCAAGAGCGGCUUCCCGAACGCGCUGCGCCUCAAGCUCCGCGAGUACAUCAUGCUCAGCGAGCCCGUCUACCGCGACCACUUCAACAAGGACAUGCUCUCGAAGCUGUCGCCGUCGCUCAUCGCCAUCGUCGCGCGGCAGAACCUGGGCCGCGUCGUGAACCGCAUCCCCUUCUACGCCUACACGAUCCAGUGCGUCCACGGCUACCGCAAGGGCUCCAAGGUCUACGUGAGCUGCCCCGCGCCGGAACCCGAGGGCGCGAGGCCCGACGACGACCCGCCGCCGCCGGUCAUCAAGGAGGGCGUCGUGACGGGGCUGCCGGCGCUGCUCCGCUACGACGUCGCCUACGCCGACGGCACGAGCGAGCAGAACGUCAAGUUCACGCGCAUCAUGCAGAUGCAGGACCGCGAGACGAAGCUCACGCUCUACAAGCUCAACUUCCAGCGCGACCUCUUCGUCGCCAAGGUCGCCCACCUCUUCACGACGCAGCUCUUCAUGACCUUCGACAAGGUCAUCCACCAGGACCUGGACCAGAACGACGUCAUGUACGUCAUCGAGUCGGGGAAGAUCUGCCUCUUGAACUACGACACGCAGAAGGCCUACGGCAUCUGCCUCAAGCAGGACAACGAGUUCUUCGGCGACGACAUCGCCAUGCUCGCCUGCGGCGACCGCCAGAAGAAGCUCCGCCACUACAGCGCCCACGCGACGGCCGUGACCCAGCUCCACGCGCUCAACUCCGACGAGUUCCUCGAGCUCUUGGACUCGAACGUCGCGCUGUCGCUCUUCGCGCACCACUUCCGGGUCUGGGGCUGCUGGCAGCGCCUGAAGCGCUGCUUCGCGGGCGGCCGCGAGGAGAGCACGCGCCUGCGCAAGGCCAUCAAGGACGCGGAGGCGGAUAUCGAGGAGGAGGAGGAGCGAGAGAAGCACCCCUCGCUCUUCGACACGUCCGAGCCCGCCGCGCUCGAGGCGACGGACACGGCCGCGCUCCUCGCCCUCGUCUCCGACGCCUCCCUCCACGGCCUCGCCGAGUACUCCGUCGCGCCGCGCGAGCACGGCGCGCGGUCGCCCCACGCCUCCCCAGAGGCCCUCGCCCACCUCCGCAAGCUCGUCGCCGCGCUACGGGCGGCCUAG